Messenger RNA from Vicugna pacos (alpaca), 909 nucleotides. It is a transcript of the gene PGLYRP4, whose product is annotated as peptidoglycan recognition protein 4. Gene Ontology annotation, biological process: peptidoglycan catabolic process. The record is from RefSeq and is a predicted model, not a curated record. Gene Ontology annotation, molecular function: zinc ion binding; N-acetylmuramoyl-L-alanine amidase activity. NCBI's taxonomy places the organism in Eukaryota, Metazoa, Chordata, Mammalia, Artiodactyla, Camelidae.
AUGAGGAUGCUGUGGUGGCUUCUUGUCUUCUUUGCUCUGGGUCUUAGGGCCUGGGGUGUCUCCACCACCGUCUCUCGAAAGGAGUGGGGGGCGGACGCUGUUAGCUGCAGCACCCAGCUGGCCCUGCCGGUGAACUUCCUCGUCACGCACCACGUCCCUGGACUGGAAUGUCACAACCAGACCGCGUGCAGUCAGAGGCUGCGGGAGCUGCAGGCUCAUCACGUGCGCAGCGGCUGGUGCGACGUGGCCUACAACUUCCUGGUUGGUGAUGAUGGCCGGGUGUACGAAGGUGCCGGCUGGGACGUGCAAGGCAUGCACACCCAGGGCUACAACAACAUCUCCCUGGGCCUCGCCUUCUUUGGGACCAAGGAAGGCCACAGCCCCAGCCCAGCCGCCCGGGCAGCCAUGAAGGGCCUGAUCUCCUCUGCUGUCCAGAGGGGCCACCUGUCUCCCACGUAUGUUCAGCCACUUCUUGUGAAAGGCGAGAGCUGCCUGGCCCCUCAGCAGAAGGCAAGUCCCAAGAAAGCUUGCCCCCUCAUUGUCCUGCGGUCUGUGUGGGAGGCCAGGGAGACCCACUGCGCCAAGAUGAACCUCCCGGCUAAGUACGUCAUUAUCAUCCACACCGCGGGGCGCACCUGCAACAAGUCUGAUGAGUGCCGCGUGCUGGUCCGCGAUAUCCAGUCCCACUUCAUGGACAGGGAGGACUCGUGCGACAUUGGGUAUAACUUCCUUGUGGGCCAGGAUGGUGUCGUUUACGAAGGAGUGGGCUGGAGGGUCCAAGGCUCCCACAGCCCUGGCUACAACGACAUUGCCCUGGGCCUGGCCUUCAUGGGCACCUUCUCAGGUACCCCGCCCAAUGCCGCUAUUGUGGAGAAGUUCCAGGUGGAAAUUUCUGGGUAUGCAUCCUGA